AAGCUGCAGGAGGUGCUGGGUCCCGCUGCUGUGGACGGUGAGGGUCUCUGCCUGCCCUUCCACUGUCAUUGCCAAGGCCAGGAAUGUCCCCAGCGAGCCCCUUCCUGCUCCGUUCAAAUAUUGCCUGGGCUCUAGGGGAUGAGGGCGGCACCCAGGACCUGGUCUCCACCCCAGACACCACAGCCAGAGAGGUCCACGUGGGCAGCCAGGAGAUGCAGGAAGCCUCGGGACACAUGGAAGCUGAUGGGAAGGCGAGUUUGAGCGAAUCCAUGAAGGUGGUGAGGGUGGUCCAGCAACCACCCCUGGAGGAAGAGACCAAAGUUGAUGUCAGUGGUGAGGGCUCCAUCCUGGCCACCCCAAGCAUCCACUCAGCCCCAGAGAAGCUGAAAGAGGCACAAGUGGAUGAAAAAGUUGCUCCUGGCCGUGCUCCCAAAACCCGGGUAAAACUGAAGCUCCUGCCAAAGAAGAGGGUUCGAAAACCCCUCACAAGGGAGACAAGCAGUGAACUCCCACAGAUCCCUCAGAUGAGAAAUGAGUGUGAAGCAGUGAGGAACAUGACAAAGAAGCAAUGGAAAGCAUUCUCCGAUGCUUUCAACUUCUUCCCCAAAGACACGGAUGGCAAUAUUAACCUCUACAGCCUGGAGGUGACUGCUCAGCAGCUGGGGAUUAGCUUGGCCGGCCAGGAGGCAUACAACAAGCUGGUGUGUGCAGAAGCUGAUGGAGACAAGGCGAUGAAUUUCUCAGACUUUCUGACCACCAUUACUGACAAGAACUGCUUUAUCCAGACAGUAUUCCCUGAGAAAAGUGAUUCAGGCAGCUUUGAUUAUGUCGAUGCCAGAGGAAUCCUCCUCUGCAAAGUCCUGCUGAAGCUGGUGGAGUUGGCAGCUCUGCCCCGGAAAACUCUUCUUCAGAUUGCCAGUUACUACCAGCAGAAGCUUAGGGACUACACUGGCCACAAAGCCUGGCUGGAUGCUGAUUUCCUCACGAGUUACAGAAAGAACAACAAGAAAACUAGGAAAGAUCUGGUUUAUCCUAUGACUUCCUUUGUAAGCGCUGCCCGCAUCCCAAUGAUGAAGGAAAAAGAGGCAGCAGCUUAUAUGGAACGACUCAAAGGAUCCGUGCCCCGUACAAGCAGCCCGUAUGCUCAGGUACCCAUCUUCCCACUGAUUUUGAAUGAAGACACAAAGACACUCGUGAAGCCGAAAAAAAACAUGCAGAAGCUGGUGAGGCAGAGAAAGAAAGAGCCAGUAGCUUCAACACAGAGCUGCUCCAUCCAUAAGAGAAACUACGUGCAGGAGGCCGCUACCCUGAAGCCUCCUGCUCGCAGCAGAAAGCAGAAACACUCCCCCACCAUCAGCUCAGCGCAGCCAAACAGACAGCGUCACCCCAAAACAGGCAACCAGGGCAAGACACAAGCACACACGAGCGAGGCGCGGGUGGCCCAGCAGUACCAGCACAGCCUGGCCCUCCGCCAGCGCGCCAGCCUGCUCAAGCUGUGGCGGAAGAUCGGCGGGGCCGAGAUCGGCCGCCAGACGGGCAGCAAGCGCUUCCACCACAUCUUCUCCACCUACUCCUGGUCGUGGAACGCGUGCCAGGAGCUGGUGACCGCCGACGAGCUGCAGGCGCUGGACCGCCUGAACCGCCGCCAUCGCCGGGCCACCAGGCAGGCGACCACCACCAAAUGGACGUCCCUGGCCCCCACCAGAACCCGCUGA
Molecule: messenger RNA, 1715 nt
Organism: Cygnus atratus (black swan)
Lineage: Eukaryota; Metazoa; Chordata; Aves; Anseriformes; Anatidae
Gene: EFCAB3
Product: EF-hand calcium binding domain 3
Exons: 12
Coding region: 84-1715 (543 amino acids)
Source: RefSeq, a predicted model, not a curated record